AGACCGGUUUUUGGAGUGAGAUCUGGCCUAUGGCCCCAGCAGAUCCGCCCGUUGUUUUUCUGGUCAGUAGAAGCCUUCCCCCUGCACCUUCCCAGUAUGACCGAUACCUCAACGUAACCGAAAAUGUCCAAAACGGGGAGUUUGGUGUCUGUGUUCCUAAUGGGGGUUGUGAUAACGUUGUAACACCAAGUGAAUGGGUAACAACAAUAUUUUUCAAGACGACUACAAACAGCUCAGGACCUUUCAAUAACAUUGAGAUGAGUUUUGCUUUGGGGCCCCCGGAGUACAAAUUCAAUGAGUACACUGUCAGCUUACAUACAGUCAACAACUCCAAACCUAUUAUUGCUCUCAACUUACCCAAGGAAAUACCUCAUCAUGUGUUUACAAGACUUUCACCUGGAAAAUAUGUGAUUAAGCAUAACUUAGAGAAUUCCAGCCAGCACUCAUUUUCUCUGGCUUCCCAACUCUCCAUAGCUUCAUCAACUCUAGCCACUUCUAAUUUAGAGAGUUUUUGA
This is a messenger RNA of Saccostrea echinata, 515 nucleotides long. RefSeq lists its product as uncharacterized. The record is from RefSeq and is a predicted model, not a curated record. Bases 30 to 515 code for a protein of 161 amino acids. The transcript has 4 exons. Lineage: Eukaryota; Metazoa; Mollusca; Bivalvia; Ostreida; Ostreidae.